Galendromus occidentalis (western predatory mite) is the source of this 1076-nucleotide messenger RNA. Its product is annotated as transmembrane protein 203. The transcript is spliced from 5 exons. The record is from RefSeq and is a predicted model, not a curated record. NCBI's taxonomy places the organism in Eukaryota, Metazoa, Arthropoda, Arachnida, Mesostigmata, Phytoseiidae. Bases 498 to 905 code for a protein of 135 amino acids.
UCCCGGGACGAGGCACGGCGAGAAUCGAGACUCACGCAUUCGAUGUCGCCUUUUUUGAAAAAUGGCGGGCUCGGAUCGGCGUUCCGUAACAAACAAUGUCUCCUGCUUGUCAGCCGGGAGUCUUGAGCAAGACAGGACCGAGGAGUUCCCCGCGGAAUCGGGCUGUGUCUUCUCAUUUUCCCAAUCAAGCUCACGCCGAGACGAAAGCAGAAGACUUGGUGGCUUGCGUGUGAUCAAUAAGCUCUGUGAUAUCGACGGCGUCUGCAGAUGAAACGGAGGGAAAUGGAGGGAGAAAUGACUCUGAAACUUGUGUGAAGGUUUGCGGGUUGCAGAAUAGCUGGUGGGGAAACUCAGCUCUCGCGGAGGAGCAGACCCGACUCCGCAUGAACAGGAAGAAAGCCAAUCACGGAAUGGGAUCGCGGCAUCCUCGCAGAGAAAUCGAAAGCUUGAGAAAACGUUGAAUAACAUCGUCAUAGGAGAGCUCGCGAGCUGUGAAGAUGAGGCUUCUGGAGCUGGGAGAACUCUGUCGAUGGAUCAAUUUCACCCCAGUUGAACUGUCCCUGUUGAUGUCAGCGACUUUGAUCUUCUCGUUCUUGGCUGCCCUUAAAUUAGAUGGAAUCAUCAACCCGUCCUGGUGGAGUCUCUUCGCUGUGUAUUUCGUUGCGGAUGGAAUGCUAUGCUACUUCGCAUUGAUUGUUUUCAUACGGCUGUGUUUCGUCGGCCAAUGCAAGAUUGCGGCCAUCCGCGCGCUCUGGAGUUUCUUCCAGCUGCUCGCGCUCCUCGCUUUGAAACAGCUGCUCUGCUCAAAAUACGAUUCUCACAAACAGCUGACUUACUCCGAGGUUUUCACUCCUCUUUAUGGGAUACUUGUAAUCCUUAUGAUCCGAGCGUGUCAGAUGCGAUAGUAUUGCGAGAUCUGACGGCGGAUCUGGCACCCGUGCGGCACCUCGAAACGGCUCGAGUUCUGGCUGUAUAUUCACACCGAGCCGCAGCUAGGAUGGAGAUUAGCUAUCGUCAUACGGUUUCCCAUCAAAAUCAUGGAUAUCCUUGCAAUAAAAUCAAAGAUCCACGGGGAA